This is a messenger RNA of Xiphophorus couchianus (Monterrey platyfish), 2345 nucleotides long. RefSeq names its product retinal Mueller cells isomerohydrolase-like. The record is from RefSeq and is a predicted model, not a curated record. Gene Ontology annotation, biological process: retinal metabolic process; zeaxanthin biosynthetic process. The transcript has 14 exons. NCBI's taxonomy places the organism in Eukaryota, Metazoa, Chordata, Actinopteri, Cyprinodontiformes, Poeciliidae. Gene Ontology annotation, molecular function: beta-carotene 15,15'-dioxygenase activity; all-trans-retinyl-ester hydrolase, 11-cis retinol forming activity; retinol isomerase activity. Bases 61 to 1749 code for a protein of 562 amino acids.
GCUUGAAAGGAAAAAAGAGAAGAAGAGGAGGAGUGAGGAAGGAUUGGGGAGCAGCAGGAAAUGUUUGUGUGGUUUAAAUCCGAACCAGAGUCUCUUCUGAAAGCAGUCGGCGAGUCCAGGAGGAGAUUCAGCAACAACAUGGUCAGCCGAGUGGAACAUCCUGCUGCAGGUUACCGGAAGAUCUUUGAGACGGUGGAGGAACUAAAUGAGCCGAUUUCUGCAGAAAUAACUGGUGUUUUCCCGUUGUGGCUCAGAGGAAGCCUCCUACGGAUGGGUCCGGGUCUUUUCGAGAUCGGGGACGAACCAUUCCACCAUUUGUUUGACGGACAAGCUCUGAUCCACAAGUUUGACCUGAAGGGUGAUCAGGUGACGUACUUCAGAAAGUUCAUCAGGACGGAUGCUUAUGUUCGGGCCAUGACAGAAAACCGGGUCGUCAUCACAGAGUUCGGCACCACUGCCUAUCCAGACCCCUGCAAAAACAUUUUCUCCAGGUUCUUUACGUACUUCAGAGGCAUCGAAGUGACAGAUAACUGCUUAGUAAACGUUUAUCCGAUCGGCGAGGAUUUUUAUGCCGUCACAGAAACAAACUUCAUCACCAAAGUGGAUCCAGAUUCACUGGAGACACUGAAGAAGGUGGAUCUGUGUAAAUAUCUGUCCAUUAACGGAGUCACAGCGCAUCCCCACGUUGACGCAGACGGUUCGCUCUACAACAUCGGAAACUGCUUCGGCAAAAACAUGAGUCUGGCGUACAACAUCGUCAAGAUCCCGCCGGCACAGAAAGAUAAAUCAGAUCCCAUUGAGAAAUCCCAAGUUGUGGUCCAACUUCCCAGCAGUGAAAGAUUAAAGCCUUCAUACAUCCACAGUUUUGGUAUGACUGAGAACUACUUUGUGUUUGUGGAGCAGCCGGUGAAGAUCAACCUGCUCAAGUUUCUGUCGUCUUGGAGCGUCAGAGGAGCAACGUACAUGGACUGCUUUGAAUCCAACGAAAACAUGGGGACGUGGUUCCACUUGGCCACUAAGGAUCCUGCAGAUUACAUGACAAACCACAAAUUCAGAACCUCGGCUUUCAACCUGUUUCACCACAUCAACGCCUACGAAGACCAGGGAUUCAUCGUGGUCGACCUCUGCACAUGGAAAGGACAUGAUUUUGUGUACAACUACCUGUACCUGGCCAACCUAAGGCAGGAGUGGGAGGAGGUGAAGAAAGCGGCGAUGCGUGCGCCUCAGCCGGAGGUCAGACGAUACGUUCUGCCGUUGGAUAUUCACAGGGAAGAACAAGGCCGAAACCUCGUGUCUCUGUCCUACACGACAGCAACCGCCGUCCUCCACAGCGACGGAUCCAUCUGGCUGGAGCCUGAAGUUCUGUUCUCUGGACCAAGACAGGCCUUCGAGUUUCCACAGAUUAACUACUCCAAGUGUUGUGGAAAGAAAUACUCAUUCGCAUACGGCCUCGGACUCAACCACUUCAUCCCUGACAGGAUCGUCAAGCUGAACGUCCAGACCAAAGAGAUGUGGGUGUGGCAGGAGGAGGACUGUUACCCAUCAGAGCCGCUGUUUGUUCCCACACCUGGAGCCACGAAGGAAGACGAAGGCGUGUUGCUGAGUGUUGUGGUGAAGCCGGGCGCAGAGAGACCAGGUUUCCUGCUGGUUCUGGACGCCAUGAUGCUAACGGAGCUAGCUCGGGCCGAAGUCAACACCGUCAUCCCUGUCACUUUACACGGGAUGUACAAACCUCCUCCUUCACCCUAAACUCACCAGUUAAUCCCCGUUUUCUACUUAUUGAUGAUAGUGAUACAUUCAGAACAGUUUUUAAAUCAAAUACCACUCUGGUUACUGCUAAGGUUUCAGUAAUGACACGGAUUUAAAGCUACAGAGCAGCAGGACGUUAUUAAUUUUUUGUUUCAUGUAAUCAAAAUCAAAGAAAAACUACUGGCUUUGGAAAUUAAAAGGCACAAUUUCAAGCCUGUUAUGUUUGUUUUUUAGUUCACUUUUAGCUUUGUUGUCAGCGGUAGGCAUAUUUCCGCUAAACUGCUAAAAGUAAAGCUAAUUUUUCUUUUUUAUUUAAAGAUUUACAAGCAAGGCAGUAAUGCAAAUACAAAUAAGUAUUAGGAAACAGAUGAGAAAUUAAAAGCAUAAGUGCAGAAUGGAAAAUAAAUAAAUGAAUAAAAACAUUGAAAAUUGGAUAAUUUCAGACUCCUAAAAUGCUAAAUUAUGUUCUACAAUCAUCUCAAUGCAUUUCUUAGCAUUAGGGUUCACCAUGAAUUUUACAUAACAUAGAAACUCAUUGAGAAAAACACAAAACCUGGGAAACAUUUUCUUACAUUUGUAUUUGUGUAUAUGAUUUU